Molecule: messenger RNA, 2888 nt
Organism: Dromiciops gliroides (monito del monte)
Lineage: Eukaryota; Metazoa; Chordata; Mammalia; Microbiotheria; Microbiotheriidae
Gene: CD320
Product: CD320 molecule
Exons: 5
Coding region: 86-895 (269 amino acids)
Cellular component (GO): plasma membrane
Molecular function (GO): protein binding
Source: RefSeq, a predicted model, not a curated record
GGCGCGUGCGCGCGCGCGUGUUCUCGGCUGGGGGCGGAGGAAGGAGGACUCGCCGAGGUCGGCCAGUUCAGUCAGGCGCUGGGGAAUGGCGCGUGCGCUGCUGCGGCUGUUGCCGCUGCUUCUAGCGGUACUGCAGCGGGCUCCGGCCCUCAGCCUGCCUUCGGCCCCGACGCAGCUUCAGAGCGUAGCCCCCCCAGGCACUGAGGGACCAUGCCCACUCUCUCAGUUCCCAUGUGGCCUUGGCAUCUGUAUCCCCUCCGAGUGGCUGUGUGAUGGUGACAGGGACUGUUCAGAUGGCAGAGAUGAAACUUCUUGCCGGACAGAGUCUUGUGCCCCUGGGGAGGAACGGUGCCCCUCUGAGACAUGUUCCCCAAUCAUUUGUGAGGGACCUGAAUGUGCUGCUCUGUGGACUGACACCAGCUGCCCCCCACCUCCCUGCCUGGCUGAAUAUCGAUUUUGCGAUGGGGUCAAUGAUUGUCCCAAUGGCACAGAUGAACGGCUUGUAGACUGCACCCUGAAGAUGUCCUCCCUCCGGUGCGCCAGGCAGGAGUUCCAGUGUGCCCCAGGAGUGUGUAUCCCACAUGCGUGGGUGUGUGACGGUCACCCAGACUGUGCCAGUGGCAGUGACGAACGUCAUUGCGGAGUGACACAGACUCCUGGAGACCAGAACACUACCCGGGGUCGUGGAGGCCUCACACCUUCAGAAAGACGAAGUGCGUACGGCCUGGUCAUGGCAGCAGCUGCCCUGAGUGGGGUUCUGGCUGCUGCCUGUCUCCUUGUGUGUUGCCAGACCUGGGCCCAAAUCCGGUGGCGCCUUCCCCCCCAACCAAACCUGGUGGAAGCUGUGAAGGAGUCGCUUCUGAUGCCUGAGCGGACACCAUCUUUCUUAAUCUGAAGGCCAGCUUGCCUGGCCUUCAGGACUGCUUUUGAUCCUCCCGGACGGCUUGUCCAUUUGUGAAACUGGCCUAGGUCUCCCAGGGACUCAGUGCAGAGCCCACCAGCAGGAGGAAAAGCAGAGGGGUGGGGGAGAGAGACUGUUAGCUAGACAGAACUCUCUUCCCCAUCGGCCUCCAUCACAAGCUACCUCUUUAAGGCAGCAGACAGGGCCUGACCUCAUUGCCUUCCUCUACCACCCUGGGAGGCCCUGUAUCCGGCACCCCUUGGAAAGGGCCGGAUGGGUGUGGAUCCUGGUUCCUUCCAACAGAACACAUCCUGCCUGCAUGUGGGGGGGUGGGGGGGGUGGGGGGAAAUUGGCUGUUGACUCCAGAGGUGGUCACACAGCCCGAUCACUCACUCAUGCAGCUGGUUUCAGGGGCUGUGCUUUUUGUUGAGUAAGGCUGGGUGCCCCUGGUAUUGGCCACAGGGUGGGGCUGGUGACCCCAGGCUGAGACACUCCAUUCAGUUCCCCGCUGAACUGCAGGUGAGGGGGAGGAGAACCUCAACACCUGUGAUGAUCUACAGUUCAGCAAUUAAAAUAUUUCUCAAAACUUAAGGCCUUUCCUCCAGUCUGUCUCCUGGGCUCCUUUCUACAUUUCCCCACAGAAGAAGACUGACCUAGAGCUCAUGGGCACUACAGCUGGAUGCAAGUAGACUUACCCCUACCCUAGAGAAAUUUACCUCUUCCUUUGGGCUAGUGGAGUAUGUACAAGGAGGGGAAGCUGGGUUAGGUGGUCUCUAAGGUUCUAGGAGACUCUGUUAACAGUUCCCCACCCUCUUCCCUUCAUUGUAAGUUACAGGUGCAACACAAACUCAAGUCAUGCAUUUUGAAGCCGCUAGUAACUUUUACUGUAGACAGACAGAAAGGAAGGAAAAUAGAAGCAUAGACUUUUUUAAGUCAGACUGACCUGGGUUUAUAAGAAUCACUCCCAUUUUGAUAGCACUGUAAUGUAUACUUUCCCCAUAGUAAUCCAUCAGAUAAGCAGUACAAGUGUUAUUCCCGUUUUUCUGAAAAGGAAAACUGAGGCCCAGAAAGGUUCGAUGAUUUAUUGUUGAGGUCACACAGUGUCAGAGCUGGGAUUUGAACCCAGAUCUCUCAACUGCCAAUGUAUAUAGUAUAUUUCUCCCACAGAAUUUAAAUUCCUUGAAAGAGAUCUUUGAAAGCUAGUUCAACUUUCCACUCCAGGUGGUGAGCCCUUUGACUGCAUCCCUGCUAGGUAGGAGGCGACAGGGUAGUGUGUAGAAGUCAGAGGGUCUGGGUUUGGGGCUUGCUUGGCUUUGCCAUUUAACUCUAGUUGGACCCCAGCCAAGUAAACCCUCUGAAUCUGUUUCCUCAUCUGUAAAGUGAGGGUUUGGCUUAGAUUAAACUCAGCAUUUAUUAAGCACCUACUAUGUACAAGGUAAUGUAAUAGGCAUUGGGGAUCCAAAGACCAAAUUGAAAUAGAAGGAAUUUACUAGUGAGGGGAGACAAGAAAUACUGAAUCACAAGAGUUGGCUGAGACCUUGGGCACCAUCUAGUUCUGCCCGUGCCUGAAGAACAGUCUCUUCUACAGCAGUCCCACCAAGCAGUCGUCAGGUCUUUGCUGAAAGAUCCCCAGUGAGGGGAGCCCCUAAGACGGCCCCUGCCCUCAAGGAACUUGCAGUCUAAUGGAGGAAGCCAGCAUGUAGAGAAGUCAAUUCUGUAAUUUUAGGAGGGAGAAGGCUUUCCUGGGGUCCAUCGGAAAAGGCUUCUUGUAGGAAGUGGCCCAUGAGCUGAUCUUUGAAGGAAGCUAGGGCUUUUUAGGGGUGGGAAUGCCUUCCAGGUAUGGUUCAGGAAGGAAGGGGCAACUAAGUGGAUAGAGCACUGGCCCUAAAGUUGGGAAGAUCUGAGUUCAAUUAUCACCUCAGACACUAGCUGUGUGAUCCUGGGCAAGUCACUUAACCUCAGUUGUCUUAAACAUCCGGAGCCAUCU